UGUUUCCCCUGUGGUGACAGAGGUGAGAGAGCUGUCGGGAGAGGCGGCCUCCACUCCUUCCGCAUUGGUGCCUGACUGCACUGCUGUAGCUGAGCAGCACCAAAUGCACGGAGCCUGCUGACACCACUCCGCACACAGAACGCCCUCUCCAAGCACUGCAGCCUGCUGUCCAGCCCGAGGCUGAGGAUGCGCGCCCCGGGGCCCUCCCAGUUACUGGAUGAGGAGCUCUACUCCAGGCAGCUGUGAGGCUCGAGCCGGGUGGGGGCAGGGCGGCCUUCUGAUCUCUCUUGCCUGCCUUCUUUACCUCCGCAGGUAUGUGCUUGGCCCACCUGCCAUGCAGAGGAUGCGGGAAGCCAAGGUGCUGCUGUCAGGCCUGCAGGGCCUUGGGGCUGAGGUGGCCAAGAACCUGGUCCUGAUGGGUGUGGGCAGCCUCACUCUGCAUGAUCCCUGUCCUACCUGCUGGUCUGACCUGGCCGCCCAGUUUUUGCUCUCAGAGCGGGACUUGGGAAGGAGCAGAGCUGAAGCCUCUCGGGAACUCUUGGCUCAACUCAAUGAAGCUGUCCAGGUGUCUGUCCAUCUGGGUGACAUCACCGAGGCCUUCCUGCUGGACUUCCAGGUGGUGGUACUGACGGCCUCAAAGCUGGAAGAGCAGCUGAAGGUGGGCGCCUGGUGCCACGAGCAUGGAGUCUGCUUCCUGGUGGCCGAUAGCCGGGGCCUCGUGGGGCAGUUGUUCUGUGAUUUUGGUGAAAACUUCACUGUCCAGGACCCCACCGAGGCGGAACCACUGACAGCCACGAUUCAGCACAUCUCCCAGGGCUGCCCUGGCAUUCUCACUCUGCGAAGAGAGACUGUCCCCCACUCCUUCCGUGAUGGGCACUUGGUGACUUUCUCAGGCAUUGAAGGCAUGGUUGAGCUCAAUGGCUGUGAUCCCCAGCCCAUCCGUGUGCAGGAGGACGGGUCCUUGGAGAUUGGGGACACAGCAACCUUCUCCCGUUACUUGCGUGGCGGGACUGUGAUAGAAGUCAAGAGAGCUAAGACCGUGAAUCACAAACCCCUGGAAACAGCCCUGCUGCAGCCCCAGGUCAUGGCCUCGAGUUCCCAGCACCGUGUCCACUGCCUGCAUCAGGCCUUCCGUGCGCUGCACAAAUUCCAGGACCUCCAUGGCCGGCCGCCGCAGCCCUGGGAUCCUGUUGAUGCAGAGGCUGUGGUGUGCCUGGCCCGGGCCCUGGGACCACUGAAGGGGACAGACGAAGAGCCGUUGGAAGAGCCACUGGAUGAGGCCCUAGUGCGGAUCACUGCUUUGAGCAGUGCUGGCAGCUUGAGCCCCAUGGCAGCCUUGCUGGGUGCAGUGGCUGCGCAGGAAGUGCUGAAGGCAAUCUCGGGGAAGUUCAUGCCCUUGGACCAGUGGCUGUACUUUGAUGCUCUCGACUGUCUUCCGGAAAAUGGGGACAUCCUUCCCAAACCUGAGGACUGCGUCCCGAGAGGCUGCCGCUAUGAUGGGCAAAUAGCUGUGUUUGGGGCUGGAUUUCAGGAGAAACUGAGCCGCCAGCACUACCUCCUGGUAGGUGCUGGCGCCAUUGGCUGUGAGCUGCUCAAGGGCUUUGCCCUAGUGGGCCUGGGAGCUGGGGGCGGCGGAAGUGUGACUGUUGCCGACAUGGACCACGUAGAACGCUCCAACCUCAGCCGUCAGUUCCUGUUCAGGCCCCAGGACAUUGGUAGACCCAAGGCAGAAGUGGCUGCUGUAGCUGCCCAGCGACUGAACCCAGACCUACAGGUGACUCCACUCACCUACCCGCUGGAUCCCACCACAGAGCAUGUCUACGGGGACCACUUUUUCUCACGUGUGAAUGGCGUGGCUGCUGCCCUGGACAGUUUCCAGGCCCGGCACUAUGUGGCUGCUCGCUGCACCCACUAUCUGAAACCACUGCUGGAGGCAGGCACAGAGGGCACCAAAGGCAGUGCUGCAGUGUUCGUGCCAGACGUGACCGAGGGCUACAAAGCCUCGGGCUUAGCUGAGGACACCUCCUACCCCGUCUGUACCGUGCGGCAUUUCCCGAGCACAGCUGAGCACACCCUGCAGUGGGCUCGGGAUGAGUUUGAGGGACUCUUCCGGCUGUCUGCAGAGACCAUCAACCGCGCCCGACAGGCACACACUUCCCUGGCAGAUAUGGACGGGCCACAGACACUGGCCUUAUUGCGGCCAGUGCUAGGUGUCCUGAAGGCACGGCCACAGAACUGGGAAGACUGCGUGGUGUGGGCCCAUGGCCACUGGCAGCUGCGCUUCCACUAUGGCAUCAUCCAGCUGCUGAGUCAUAUCCCCCCUGAUAGAGUGCUUGAAGAUGGAACUCUGUUCUGGUCGGGUCUCAAACAGUGUCCCCAGCCCCUGGAAUUUGACAUGGACCAAGAAAACCACCUCCUCUUCGUGCUGGCAGCUGCCAACCUGUAUGCGCGAAUGCAUGGCCUACCCGGCUCGCUGGGCCUCGCUGCACUCAAAGGGCUGCUGCUGAAGUCGCUGCCACAGACUGACCCUCAGCGGCUGGCCCCCAUCCUCACUAGGGCUCCAGAGAGGGAUCAGGCUUCUGCUGAGUUUGGCCCUGAGCUGUUGAAGGAGUUGCAGGAGGUCCUGGGAGUAUGGAGCGAGCACCCUGCUCUGAACCCUCUGAUGUUUGAGAAGGAUGAUGACAGCAACUUCCACAUGGAUUUUGUGGUGGCAGCAGCUAACCUGCGAUCUCAGAACUAUGGGAUCCCACCUGUCACUCGGGCCCAGGGCAAGCAAAUUGUGGGCCGGAUUAUCCCAGCCAUCGCCACCACUACAGCAGCAGUGGCAGGCCUGGUGGGCCUGGAGCUAUAUAAGGUAGUAGGUGGGUCACGGACCCUUGGUGCCUAUCGUCACAGCUAUCUGCACCUGGCUGAAAACCGCCUCCUUCGCUGGGUACCUUCCGCACCAGCCAUCCAGAUGUUCCAGAGCCUGGAGUGGACCUGUUGGUACCGCCUGAAGGUGUCUGCUGGGCAGCCCGAGAAGAGCCUGCAGUGGCUGUUGGCCCAUCUCCAGGAGCAACAUGGGCUGAGGGUGAAGAUGCUGCUGCAUGGCACGGCCCUGCUGUAUUCAGCCAGCUGGUCACCUGCAAAGCAGGCCCAGUUCCUGCCCCUCAGCGUGACAGAACUCGUUCAGCAGGUGACAGGCCGUGCGCAUGAGCCUGGCCUGCGGGUACUGGUCCUGGAGCUGAGCUGUGAGGGCGAAGAGGAGGACACUGCCUUCCCACCUCUGCACUAUGAGCUCUGACAAGGCAGCUGCUGCUGCACCGUCCAGCUCGACCAAGCCCUCCUUCACCAGCCCUGCUUCUUGAGCCUACAGUAGGCACUCAAUAAAUGCUCACCAAAGAAA
This is a messenger RNA of Oryctolagus cuniculus (rabbit), 3385 nucleotides long. Lineage: Eukaryota; Metazoa; Chordata; Mammalia; Lagomorpha; Leporidae. The record is from RefSeq and is a predicted model, not a curated record.